AUAUAUAUACAUUUGUAUAUAUAUAUAUAUAUAUAUAUAUGCCUCGAUAUAGAUAGUAGAUCUGGCCCUGUGGGGUGUGUCAGCCGUUGUAUUGAAUUGAUCCCUCUAUUUAGAGCAACAUACAAUGGCUAGGGAACUUGAACAUAGGCACACUCUGCCCGUGGUACCUGGGCUGGGGUUAACCUUGCUGAGGAAUCCGCUGUCAUUUGCAGAUCAGAAGCAGUCGCAAAGUCACAAGAAUAUGAGCCAUACAACCUCAGUAGCGUCUCACGCAGACGUCGCACACCAUGCUCUACGCUCACAAUCGCCCAGGAACCACCAGAAUAACAAUGCCACACAUCACUUUGGGCGUAAGCAAAGUGUUUCUAUUUCUUCGAAGGGAGACCACGGAUCCAAUCACGGACAUGUGCACACUCACGGGUCACACACACACACACUUGCUCAGAGAACACACUCUACACCUUCACCUCCCACUACGGAUAUAGUCGAUCUGAUCCGCAAGCCAGAUGCUUGUACGUUGGUAGAAGCACACAUUCAUAGAGAGAUUCUUUCAGGAGCACCACCCAGUGUGAACAAGAAGGGAUGGCAUGGCCAGACGCCACUGCUGUAUGCGUGUGUUAGCGGCAAUCUACAACUGGCCCGGUUGUUACUAGGCAACGGUGCGGACAUGUCGAUGUGUAACAACGCGGGAGAGGGUGUUUUUCACGUGCUCAGCCAGAUAGGGAGGAUAGAUAUGAUGGGCAUGUUGAAUAACUACAUCAAGUGGGACUAUAGUAGUAAGUAUGCGGGUAUGGAUUUGUUGAGAGUCGCCGAUGUGAGGGGCAUGACACCCAUGAUGCAUGCGGCGCUGCGGGGACAGGUCAAAGUGAUGCACUACCUGCACACAGAACACAACCACCCCUUCCACGACCUCGACCGCAACGGGCGUACACUGCUGCACUGUGCCGCGGAAAUGGGCCACGUGCUGACAGUUCGGUACCUCUUACGACACGAGCGUGUGCAUGUCAAUGCCAAGACCAGCGACGGACGCACAGCGCUGCACAUAGCCGCGUAUCACUGCUAUCCGGAUGUGUGCCGGGUUUUGUUGAGGGAAGACUUGGGCUUACUUAGCAGCUGCGACACGGCCGGGAAGGAUCCACAUGUGUGGGUGAAUAAACAGGAGUCCGUCACAAAGGAGAUGAAUAAAGCUAUCACAACCAAUGUAUUAAAUGCCGCCGAAUAUUGCAGCGAUGAAAGCCAAAUCUCAACCCAAACGCUUCCAUCAUCCCGGGAGAAGACCUGUUUGAAUUUCUAUCCUAUCAUGACCUUGUUGAUUGCGUCGGCCGUUCUAUGUUACACAAAUAUAUACUUGAGAGUGCCGGCUGUUCUAACUAUACUGGGGAUAGGCUACAAACUCGUACAGCCAUAUAACCGGCCGUGCGGCUCGAAUGCUGCGCUACUGCGAACCGUCACCACACUCGUGGGCCUUGCUGGUCUCGCAUUAGGAGGCACGUUACUACCUGUGUUAACCUUUCAAGACAGCCUUCUGAGCACCAUCGUCGUGGUGGUUUAUGUAGUAUACGUCGGGUGUCUCUACACGUGCGUGACACGUUCACCCCUGCCCUCCUCCUGCCAAGACGAGUUGCUACCUAAGGGUGUCAUUGCCAACCAGGUACUAGACAUUUACCCGGUCCUCACAAGAGACCGCUCCGCAAGCAAGAGCAAGAGCUGCCAAGCAAACAUCGGGGUGCAGUUGAUCAAUGACGGGCACUCCACUAUCAAUCUAGACGCGGAUAGCAAUUCGAGCGAUGCCGAUUGUACCAGUGAUAACAGUGAUGAGAUGAUGGUGGAACCCGCCAAGGCAGAAACCGUUGAGGACAAGUACGACAGGUUCUGUGUCACGUGCGAGGUGAUGAAGGACCCGAAGUCUGGCACCACUCAUUGUGCGGAUUGCGAUGUGUGUGUUCCUGAAUUUGACCACCAUUGCGCAUGGUUAAACACCGAUAUUGGCGGACAUAACCACGUAGUGUUCUGCUACUUUCUGUUGUUUGGGGGUCUUUUGGGAGUCUUGUAUGUGGUCUCGUAUGUGGUGUAUGUGCUGAGGAUGUACACAGGAAUGGAGCUGGGAAUAUGCGGAGGCCUUUUUGAGGUGAAUGAGCAUCAUCCGUUGGCCACGUGGUUUGUGCCGGUAGCAUUAGGCGCAGUUUAUAUGCAAUGGAUGAUGCUUUACACGCAGCUACAUCAGAUAGCGAAUAGUCUCACCACUAAGGAUGUCGUAAAUGCAGCUCGUUACGGUGAGGUGCUGAAGGUUCAUCGAUCAAACGAUCAGCGGUACGCUUCCCUAUCGAAGUUUUUCGGGGGAUUAUAAUGUACAUAGUCUCUGCUGACCAGUGGAUUGUGUGAGUUAGUUCGCUAAACAAAUAGAUAUGAUUUUUCUGGAGUCGAAAGUGCGUAGGUGGUUGACACCGGACGAGUUUGAUUCCGACACUUGACCAGAUUUAAAUUGAACAGUACUUGCAUUCCCCCUCCUCUCUCACCCCGCCAACCGCCCAUCCACCCAUCCUUUCCCAAUAUUUCUGCUACACGCAAACAAUUACGACAUGGUAUCACUGUCGCCUUCAUUUGUAUUUAGACUAGAUAUACUUUUGAGUGACCACUCUGGUGGAUGGCACGUAUAUAUUUGAAAUGAUCUUCGCUGAAAGGGAAAACCUGUUGUCCUGUCAGUCGGGAUGCAUUCAAAGUGCAUAGUAUGCACAAACAAAGAAAAUAAAAUAACGCGAAAGUACGCGUGUUUACUAGA
Molecule: messenger RNA, 2779 nt
Organism: Sphaeroforma arctica JP610
Lineage: Eukaryota; Ichthyosporea; Ichthyophonida
Exons: 7
Coding region: 125-2347 (740 amino acids)
Molecular function (GO): palmitoyltransferase activity; protein binding
Source: RefSeq, a predicted model, not a curated record